Patella vulgata (common limpet) is the source of this 4290-nucleotide messenger RNA. RefSeq names its product homeobox protein SIX1. Gene Ontology annotation, molecular function: DNA-binding transcription factor activity, RNA polymerase II-specific; RNA polymerase II cis-regulatory region sequence-specific DNA binding. The record is from RefSeq and is a predicted model, not a curated record. Lineage: Eukaryota; Metazoa; Mollusca; Gastropoda; Patellidae. Gene Ontology annotation, cellular component: transcription regulator complex; nucleus. The transcript is spliced from 2 exons. The coding region runs from base 71 to 1108 and encodes 345 amino acids. Gene Ontology annotation, biological process: regulation of transcription by RNA polymerase II.
AUAGCGAGAAGAGACGGAUGGUAGAAUUAAUAUUUCAGCUACAAUUCACUGGGAAUAAUAACCAAGUAGAAUGCAGUACACACAACUAACUACCGUUUCACAACUUGAGGCCGCUAUGGACAGGUCUCCGACAUUGGAACCGAUACCUUCGGAUAACUCAUCAGGGGAGCAGAAUGGCGAUUCUUCCGAUGACGGUUUGACCCACGGGGAGAACACCCUUAGUGUAGCAGAACCCGGAGAUAUGACGAAUGAUGUUGGAAAAUCACCGGAUACCAAAUCAUCAUCUCCAAAAGCGAACUCGGAACUUUUAUCAGGUAAAAAUUUGACUUUCUCUCCUGAACAGGUGGCAUGUGUUUGUGAGGCGUUGCAACAAAAGGGUGACAUUGAACGUUUAGCCAGAUUUUUGUGGUCAUUACCCCCAAGUGAACUAUUAAGGGGGAGCGAAGCCGUGCUAAAAGCCAGAGCAACUGUUGCAUUUCACCGAGGCAGCUACCGAGAACUAUACGCUAUAUUAGAGAGCCACACAUUCGAAGGAACGAAUCACAAUUUCUUACAACAACUGUGGUACAAGUCCCAUUAUAUGGAGGCUCAGAAAAUUAGGGGUCGACCGUUAGGGGCUGUUGAUAAAUAUAGACUCAGGAGAAAAUACCCAUUACCUAAAACUAUUUGGGAUGGAGAAGAGACUAUUUACUGUUUUAAAGAGAAAUCUAGACAAGCUUUAAAGGAAUGUUAUAAACAGAACAGAUAUCCGACACCAGAUGAAAAACGAACCCUUGCUAAAAAGACCGGCUUGACCUUAACACAGGUCAGUAAUUGGUUUAAAAACAGACGACAACGGGAUCGAACUCCACAGACACAACAACAUCCUCAUGAUAUGACAGAAGAGUCUAUGAAACAUGCCAUGCAUCAAAUGUGUAAUAUGAACCAAUCAAUGUUGACUCAUGAUUAUGGCCGGGACUACAACAUGGCGCCCAAAAUGCUUGACGAUAUGAGGUCAAACUUUUCCAUGCCUUUGGUAAAAUCCGAACCUUUGCCUCCUCAUUAUUUCUGUUCACCUCAAAUGGAACAUCACCAUCACCAACUUCAUCACUCUGUGCCGCCAGUUUGACAGAUGAAUGAUUACUAAAACAUUGGCCAAAAUAAAAACUGUUGAAAUUCAAAUAUUCGAAACAACAUCAAGUGUUUUUGCAACACUGAAACAUUGAACAAACAGCAACAGCAACGUGUUGUAAUUGUCGUCUGUUUGUUUGUUAAUAUUUGUGAAUCGAUGUUUUGUUGUGUUUAAACUAUUUAACUUGCGACGAUGGUGGUAUUAAACAACAGAAGUAUUUCUGGUCUCCGGGGAGCGUUUUGUUUUAAAGAAAGAAAUUAGAUGUAGUAAUUGAUAGUUAUUUUGAUCCAAAAUAAUCAAUCGCGCUCGCCAGUCAUCAUUAAUUUGCUGAAAGCUGCGGCUACAUUUGACGAAGGUUAGUUCGUCUCCUCAGCUAAACCUAUAGAGGCGACUUCAGUGACGACGCUGUAAUAACGUUUACUAUUUUAGUGUUAUGUUGUUUAAUAAUACAUAUUGUGAAUUAAGGCCAUUGCGAAAAGAGCAAAAUUGAUUUUAUUGAUCACAUUGAUCUUGUUUAAAGCUGACCUAAGCCAAAAAUGAUUAAUUUAUAGGAACAUACUACAUUACGUACCAGAUUGAAAAUAUCCCAUGAAGUCGAGUAGAUGAAUUUGUCUUUCAUUUGAUCGUCGAAAUUUAUACCAGGAGAUAUCAGAAAUUCAAUGAUUGAUCAGGGAGCACCAACUAAUUUAACUAUUCACGUUGGUGUAGAACGUUGUAAAAUUACAGAUAUUCUUAAUGGUGCAUUCCAACCAAAGACCGUAGAAGAAAAUACGAAGUAUUUUAUUCCAAGAUUAUACAAUACAGCAUAGUAUUGAUCGACCAAAGAUUUUUAUUGUUUGUAAUAUAAAUAAAGCCUUGUGUAAAUAUUAAAUACGAUGUCUUAUAAGACACCACUUAUGACACAAAUAUAUCGUGUAUGUAAUAUAGGAUGUAGUAUUCAAGUUAAGUACAAAUUAAACGCACACGUUUCUAUGUGGAAUGCAUGUACGAUUGAUAUUAAUGACUAUAAUCUUUUGUUGCGAGACAAUUAGGUUUGGUUCAAGUUGGAAGUAUAAUAAAAUAGUAUUGAAAAUAUAUUUUUAUCUACAUUUGUAUUAGACCUUUUAUAAACCAAAAGAAAUUUAUUAAUGAAAUACAUUUUGAUAUAUUUUCCUUUCUUUAUCAUAUUUAAUUCCUUGUGGUCUAUCCCGUGCAUCUGAACAAAAAUCUAAAAUCUUUCUUAACUGGGUGACUUUUUAUUUUAUCUAUUGGGCCUAUUGUUAGCUAUUGUAAAGGAGCUAAAUCUCUCUUUUUUGGCACCUACAAAUGGACACAAAUGGGUCGCAACGCAUAUAAUAAUGUAAUAUGAAUGUAUAUAAACUAAUUUACAUUCAAUCGUUUCUGUUUUACUGUAAUUUCUAAUCAGUUAUGUUCGGCGAAAUACGCGAUGAGUCAAAAUUGAAUGGCAGUCUGGUUCAUCGAGUCACUUCAUUACAAAUGGCGCCCGAUAGCAUUCUCGCACGCGAUUCUCUGCCAAUUUUAAAAUUUUCAUUUUGUCUUAACUAUUGGAUAUUAGAAGCCAACAUCAAUGUUGAUUUAAAUCGACCAAUAAGCUGUGUUUGCGAUUAAACUUAAAUUGUCACGGUAUGAUUAAUUGAAUUAAAUAGGCUAAAUAAUUAUAGUGAUAUAAUUCAUGGUUUCCACAUAAUAUGUGUUUUAUAGAAUGUCCCCAGCAAGAAACCGUACUUCACAUUAAGUAUCAAUAUGUGUUAUUUUAUUGUUUUGUUUGUAUUAUUAUAUAAAAAGUGCUAUUUUCUAAUUUGUGCUAACCAAAAUCUGAGCUAAGAUUUUCUGAUUAUUCAAUUGUCCAAUGGUAUAUGAUAUUACGUCGCUUUAUUUAAUACCUUUCUAAAUCGCCGUUAUUGAACGUAAUAUUUAACGUUUUUACUCUGAAACGUCGUUAUUCAGCCGAUAUCGGUUGCAUUUGUGAUGUCAGAGAUAUAUCAUAUCGUUGUUUUUGCAAUCGUUACAGUACGCUACUUUAUAAACACAGAUCUGUUCCAACGACGAUGUAACGUGCUUUAAUACAAACAAUUUAACAUCAACCACUUAUAUCGGCCAAAGAUUUUUAUUUUAAUGUUUUAUUGAAAAAAUGACUACGAGACUUACUAAGCCUAAGAUGUACAUAGUUAAACACUUUAUCGUUGAAAUAAUUAAACUCUUUCAGUUGACCUACUGCUAUAUUAUUAUAGCUGUUGUUGGUAGUUAAAUACGGUUUACAAAUGUAACAUUUAAUAUUGAAAUUUGAAUCAUAUGAAUUAUAUACUCGAGUGUAUUAAUUAUUGGAGGUUCUCAGUUGACCCUAUACAGGAAAUCAAAUAGCCGGAAUAAAAUUAGAGUAAUUACUUAUCAAAUUUACGUUGGUCAUUGAUUUAUUUAUAUAUGCAUACAUCCGUGUAUAAUUGACGAUUGCUUCCAUGAACUAUUUAAAAUAAAUCCUUGGUGGUUUUUUUUUUUGUUCUGAAAACCUCAUUAGCCUUUUGCUGAGAUUAUUUUCGGUUCUUCUUUGCUACACUUUAUAAUUAUGUCUUGUGUACCAAUUUUGUUACAUUUGCAAAAUUUGUUAUUGGAUGUUUAUAAAUAUGUUAAUUUUUUAUUUGAUUGAAUCACAUUUUCAAAUGAACUAAAUUUUAAAGUCAUGAUUUAUUUUUUCUUUUAAAUACAUUGCGGUUAAGCUGUAACAAGUUUUACCUUAAAUCUGCAAGUAUAUAUAAUUAUUUUCAACUAGUAGCUUUUAAUUUUGUGCCAUUGAUAUCAUUAAAUAUUAUUUAUAUUACUGUCCAUUGAAAAUUCCACCAAGCUGCAAUAUUAAUGAAAUGUGAGGUUUUUAUCAUUUAAAAAUCAGGCGCUCGCGGGUGUACUUUGAAUAUUUAUUUGAUUUAGCAACUGUCUAGCAAAUUUUAGACCCUUUUCUGUAAAGCUUUGCAAUUAAAUCUCAGUUUCACACCAGGAUAAUAAAAGCAGACUAGCUUCUAGAGAUUAUCCCAACAAUGCCUUAUACAUGCAUGUACAUUCCCUUUUAAACGAGAAUACAUUGACUAUAGGCGGUCAUCUUGUAUUAUAAAUAUAUACAUAUAAAUAUCAUAUUUUAAAAAAGUGUUGUUUGUUGUCUUAAAAAUAAAAUUUGAAAUAUUUUACAA